Messenger RNA from Neoarius graeffei (lesser salmon catfish), 1250 nucleotides. It is a transcript of the gene pebp1, whose product is annotated as phosphatidylethanolamine binding protein 1. Gene Ontology annotation, biological process: negative regulation of MAPK cascade. Lineage: Eukaryota; Metazoa; Chordata; Actinopteri; Siluriformes; Ariidae. The coding region runs from base 131 to 694 and encodes 187 amino acids. The transcript has 4 exons. The record is from RefSeq and is a predicted model, not a curated record.
GUUGGUUCGUGAAUCAGUCUGACCCGAGUCCGAGAACAACCAAAUAGAGAGCAGUGGGAUUGAGAUCUUUGCCUGGGAGCUAGAUUGAGGUUGAACGGGUUUCUGUCUGUGCGAAUAAUAAGUUUUAAAAAUGCCGGUGGAUAUUGAGCAGUGGACCGGUCCUCUCUCCCUCACUGACGUGGAGGAAAAGCCGAGCAAACCCCUGACGGUGAAAUACGGCUCUCUGGAGAUCGACGAGCUGGGGAAAGUGCUCACACCCACUCAGGUGCAGAAUCGACCCACAGUGAUCGAGUGGGAAGGCUGCGACUCAAGCAAGCUGUACACUUUAGUCAUGACUGAUCCGGAUGCCCCAAGCAGGAAAGACCCCAAAUUCAGAGAAUGGCAUCACUUCCUGGUGGUGAAUAUGAAAGGGAAUGACGUCUCUAGCGGGUGUGUGAUGUCGGACUACGUCGGUUCUGGUCCUCCAAAAGGAACUGGCCUCCAUCGUUACGUGUGGUUGGUGUAUGAACAGUCAGGAACACUGAACUGCACCGAACCCGUCCUCACCAACCGCUCUGGGGACAACCGUGGAAAAUUUAAAAUCCAAAGCUUCCGUAAGAAGUAUGGUCUCGGUGCUCCGGUGGCCGGGACCUGCUUCCAGGCCGAGUGGGACGACUACGUCCCCAAACUUUAUGAACAGCUUUCCGGGAAAUAAACAGGGAUGGUUUUGUACUAUCGUCCUGAACAUGGCUUUAUCAUAUGAUUGGGAUAUUGGAGGUAGGAUUUGGCAAAAAUGAAAAUAUUGUGGCAUUUGAAGACAUGAUCUGUAUCAGCAUGUCGAGCUUUGAUAAAUAAACAGCGCAGUAAAGCAUUUUCAUUUCAGCAAAUAAAUAAACGGGCGAAUGUCCAAUCGGAUACUUGUUGCUAUGCAGAUUUAGUUUGAUCGUGUGGUAUGAUGUCAUUGGUUAGUUAUUAGGCUCUCUAAUUGGUCAAUGUAUUAUGGAGAAAAUUAUGGUUUAAAGCAUUGUCAUCUCCCUCCCUCAAAACAAUCAGUAACAUUUAGCUAAAUAUGGGGGUCUUGCCUUACCUUCAACACCUUACACUUAACUAGGGUGGUUUAAUAUUAGCCAUUUAAAAUGGCUAAUAUUAGUGUUGCCCCACCCCUUGACGUUGUUCCUAUGGAUACUGCUUUAAUUUCAUGCACCAUGUUCAUAUGACGGUCUAAUACAUUCUUGUUAAAUAUUCCUGAUUAAAAAAAAAAAACAAACGGA